AUGAGCCUACCCGAGCUGUGCCAGAUUGUUACGCCAAUUGGGAUGUUAGGCUACGGGUUCAAUAUGGCAGAUCUAGAGUAUGGACUCCAAUUAAGUCUCAAGAUAGACGCUCCGACUGCAAUAAUACUGGAUUCCGGGUCAACGGAUUCGGGCCCGGCGAAACUUGCCCUAGGAAGCAUGACUUGCCCUCGAUCAGCCUACGAAAGGGAUAUCCGCCAACUCAUCCACAUUGUGCAAGAUAAUCACAGCCCUUUGCUGAUAAGUUCGGCCGGGGAAGAUGGUAGCGACGCUCAUGUCGAUGAAUUUGUAGAAAUCAUCAGCGAAAUCUUACAAUCUGCCGACUCCAGUGAGACCAGUCGGGAGUGGAUGCUGCAAAAACUCGAAGCCGGCAAAGUUUCCGGUUGUGGUCCAUGCGUGCCUGCUCUCACCGUGGAGGAUAUCGAAGCCACGCCAACAUUUGUUGGACAGGUUGGCCCAGAACCUCUUUUGCAAGCAAUGAGUGCUCAUCCCGACUUUGACGUUCUGAUUGCUGGAAGAGCGUAUGAUCCGAGCCCUUAUGUGGCAUUCUUGCGCCUUCCCUGCAUUGAAUAA
Penicillium odoratum is the source of this 591-nucleotide messenger RNA. RefSeq lists its product as uncharacterized. NCBI's taxonomy places the organism in Eukaryota, Fungi, Ascomycota, Eurotiomycetes, Eurotiales, Aspergillaceae. The record is from RefSeq and is a predicted model, not a curated record. Bases 1 to 591 code for a protein of 196 amino acids. The transcript is spliced from 2 exons.